This is a messenger RNA of Epinephelus moara (kelp grouper), 4723 nucleotides long. RefSeq names its product reticulon-4 receptor-like 1 (gene rtn4rl1a). Gene Ontology annotation, molecular function: protein binding. The record is from RefSeq and is a predicted model, not a curated record. The coding region runs from base 636 to 2003 and encodes 455 amino acids. NCBI's taxonomy places the organism in Eukaryota, Metazoa, Chordata, Actinopteri, Perciformes, Serranidae. Gene Ontology annotation, cellular component: plasma membrane. The transcript is spliced from 3 exons.
GCCUCGGAGCUCUCCGGUAACGGAGACAGUAGACGGCACUGACUCACACUGACGAUCCACACACAGCACAUUACAGACUCUACCUGCCCUGCAACCUGACAGGAGGAAGACGACAAUGAAGACAUAAAGGAACUUUCCUCUGUUUUUUUUGUGGGACCGUUUUCCACCCGCUGUUGACAGCAGGCUUCUCUUAAAUCCGGGCAUCACAUAAAGUCAGCAUGCAUGUUAUUGAUUCAUAAACACCAGAUGGCGGUGAGUUGAAAUAUCAGUGAAACACAUCUGAGUGUGUUGGGACGGGACAAGGUGGUUUUUAAUCACCUCUUUCGUUACAACUGCGGACGACAAAACUUCCUUUCUCCCGGUGGCGGACCUUCUGUUUUCGUCUUUAAUUUUGUCAAACAUCACCCGACCUCCUCCUCCUCCUCCUCCUCCUCCUUCACCACCUCCUCCUCCACCUCCAACCGUCUUCACUUGAUAAAACAACAGCCGCCGCGGAGACAAGACUACAGCCUGCCUGCCAGCGGUCAAAGGGAAUCAAAAUAACAAUUAAGCGAACAGCAGCACAGGAUUGGACCCUCACAAGGAUGCUACUCCAGCACAGACACCACUAGACGGUCCAAACAGCCGCUGCCAAUAUGUUCAGGCGAGGUUAUGGUGGGGUGGAGCUACUGUUGGUGCUGUGUGGCCUGGAUCUCUCUCUGCCCUGCCCUCGCCACUGCAUCUGCUACACUUCACCUAGCACAGUCUCCUGCCAGGCCCACAACUUCCAUGCCGUGCCCGAGGGCAUCCCUGCCCAGAGCGAGCGCGUCUUCCUGCAGAACAACAAGAUCCAGCGGCUGCUCCGCGGCCACUUCUCGCCCACCACCACCAUGUUGUGGCUUUACUCCAACAACAUCUCCUACAUACAACCAUCCACCUUCCACGGCUUUGAUCGCCUGGAGGAGCUCGACCUUGGGGACAACCGGCACCUGAAGGCGGUUGCUUCAGACACUUUCCUGGGCCUGGGCAGGCUACACGCCCUGCACCUAUACCACUGUGGCCUGAUCAGCCUGCCUCCAGGGAUCUUUGCGGGCCUCCAUAAUCUCCAGUAUCUCUACCUACAGGACAACCAGUUGGAGUUCCUGGAGGACGACCUGUUCAUCGACCUUCUGAACCUCAGUCAUCUCUUCCUGCAUGGCAAUAAACUAUGGAGCCUUCGCCAGAACACUUUCCGUGGUCUGGGGGUCUUAGACCGCCUUCUUCUCCACCAGAACCGCAUCCAGUGGGUUGACCGCCAGGCUUUCCAUGACCUGCGGCGCCUCACCACCCUGUACCUGUUUAAUAACUCCCUGACUGAGCUAUCUGGAUCCAGCUUGACUCUGCUGCCGGCCCUGGAGUACCUUCGACUGAACGACAACCCCUGGGAAUGCGAUUGCAAGGCCCUGUCACUUUGGGAUUGGCUGCGGAGGUUCAGAGGCUCCACCUCCUCCCUCAUAUGUGUUUCACCACCAGAGCUGGCACAAAAGGACCUGAAAUCGCUGAAGAAAGAGGAGCUGCCCAGUUGCUUGUCAGGAGAGGGUCAUGCACAUGGCACCCCAGGCAGAGAGAUGGAGCAUGGAGAGUCAUUGAACCACCUGAAUCGUCACAGAAAUCAUCACAACCACCAUCAGCGGCCGUACUUGCCCCAUGGGGACCAGUACAGCUUGCCUUCCCCCUCACCCCUGCCACGGCCACCCAAGGGAGGCCGCAGAAACUGCACCCGCCGGGGCCGAAAGGCAAAAGGGGGGCUCAAUGAGGUGCAGGUACUACGGGAGGGGGGUGAGAAAGACUAUGCUCCAGAUGGAAGUAAAUAUGACCUGUCUGGAACUGGGCGGAGGAAGAACAAGUGCAUCCCAAGAACUUCUGUCGGCCCACCAAUUGGGGUCCAGAGAGCCAAUAAUAAAGCAGGGUCACACUUUGCAGAUUAUAUUUUCUGUUUACCACCAGCUCUGCUGCUGUCACUCAUCUCUGUCAUCCUACGCUGAGACACGAAAUGGACACUUUUGUGCUGGUGAUGCAACCUUAUGAUUCACUCUCCUGAACCAUCCUGCCCUGGCUCUUUAAAAUGAGGCAUGUGUGCAUAACUGUGUGUGUACAUGACUGUGUAUAAAGAACAUUAUCAAAUAUCUACUGUUGAAAUAUCCCUGCGGUAUUAAGGCAGGAAUCUAUACGAGUCAUAAUCAAAAACAUGGAAGUCAGGGAAAACAAUUUAGCCCGUCGCUUUGAUGAUGUCACCAAGGGAACAUCAGGAAAACUUUACAUUUGUCUCUGUGGCAUCAAUGGCAUCACUGCAUUCCUGUACUUAUAAAAACUGUACAGCCACAUAAAAUAACAAGCCAAUGAUUCAUUCAAGUAAUCGCGAGAAGACCCCACAAUAUGGAUCAAAACAGUUCAAGGCUCAGUCUCUGUCUUCAGCCUUCUAGACACAAUACUGCUCUCUCGGAGCACCCUCCAUCUGUCACUCACGCUGAGACAAAGACGGUCAUUCAUAACUGUCACACUGCUCACUCAACAGCACCUUGAGAUCCAGAAACAAAAUGCCACAGACACAAGUGGCAGUAAAAUGAGUCAUUGUAGAGUCAUAACGGUAGUAACUAGAAUCACAAUAUACCUACCAAUAAAGUGGUUUCACUUGCAGGUCUCACAGCAGGGUGAACCCACUUUAAUGCACAUUUGUAUCCUUUUAAUGGAAACUCUAAAAAAAACACCACUGGAGUUGUGACACAUCUCUAUAGCUGACAAAUCUUCAAACUAGUGCUGGUAAAAGGUCUUUACUGUCCUUGCAACCCAUCAACUUAAAAGCCAUUCAGAACCAACCUUUCAUUAUAAGAGCCAACUGGUCACAGUCAGUGUAAAUGGGCGCGUGAAUGAACGUCUGUGUCACUGUUUGUGUGAGUGUGUGUCUACUAAAAAAAAAAAAAACACUAAAGCCAUGCGGGUAGAACGACACGAGAUAAGAGUGCCUAAUGACAGCCAGUGGCCAAUAAGGACAAACUUCAGAGGCAAGGGUGGUUUCUUCCACUCUUGGACCUCACUGGCUAUAAAACAGAGGCCUCAAUGGGCCUGAAAGUUCAACACAUGCAGGCCGAGGAAAAACUGAGGCCCGAGCCUGGCUCACAAAACUUCAGACUCCCAGAAACUAUUAUGCACUUUCCUCUGUAAUGCUGUGGAGGUGAAUGGAAAAAUACAAAUCCCCCGAGCAGAGAUGAUUCAAUUCAAAUAGUCGCAGGAGUGUUUAAUACUGGGGGAGAAAAGGCCCUACAAUCAGGGAGGAGUGCUGAUGACCACCACAAUACUGCAAUAUAUCUCCUGCAAUUGUCUAAUCAACUGCUUAAAGUGGAAAACAACAAAAUCAAUUCCGUGAUGACCACCACAGGGCAAAGGGACUGACAAACUUCUGCUGUCUUUGUCCUCUCUGGUGUGUUUAGUAUGCUCCAAAACAGAUGGACUUGACGAUCUUUAAGCCCUGAUUGGAGAGUUGGAUAUUAAUGCUGCUAUGUCCGGGAAGACGGCCACUUUCUGAGGCUCGGGAUUCUUCUUGGGUAAAUAACAAGGGCAGAGAGGACUAUGGGACGCGGUGCCCAUGGAUGAACUGGAGCGGUUCAAGCACACACACCCCUACUGAAGCCCGAUCACCUUCACAGCCUUCCCCUCCCACUGCAAACUGCUAACCCCUGUCAGUCUGGGGCUUUCAAAUCCCAGAGCAGAGCACCACAGGUUUUGACUUUCGACCUGAACUAUUUCAGAGUCACUCAGUCUCAAGUGCUCAACUACAAUAGGCGAAACCUGUACAGAUACACAGGGGCCAUCCGGGUACCUUAACUAGCCAGUAAUGCUAAAGGACUUUAUUUCUUAUAGCAUUACAAAGUUAUAAAUUCUAUUUUAAGAAGGAGCUGCCCUUGUAUGCAAAAGGAUGACCGAGCUAAAAAGCUACAAAUCAUGACAUGCUGACAAAAAGCACAAUAAAUUAUUAGUAUGGUUUGCUGGCAACCUAUAAAUGUGUGGUUCGGAUGGGAAUCAAAGAGCGGGGGCCACAUUUGUACCCUGCUUGUGCGUGUUUCCUGCUGCGCCCCGCCUUUUCGUGUCUAUCUAUCUAAAUGUUGGGGACGAACAGAAGCCUGUCACUGGUGUCAUUCUCCUGACAUGUAGGAUUAGAGACCCCUUCUGGUGAACUUGUUCGUGCUGCUGUGAACCCAGAGGUGAUGUAAAUUGUGUCUGUUUAUUCCUGUGAGGAUGACUUUUUUGUAAAAAAUACAAAAAACAAAACACAACAAAAAAACAAGGGAAGAAAAAGAAAAAAGACAAACUCUCUGUUGUGUCUCAGUAGUUCCCUAAAAAAUAAACAGGGAGCUAGGGGCUGGAAGUUUAUUUUUUAUUUAAUAUGAUUAUUAUCAUCAUUUCAGUUUUUUGAGUUCUGUCCUUUUUUUUUUUUUUGUUUCGCUGAGUCAUUCAAGAUAAACGGUACACUGCACUGCCCCCCUCCUGCUCCUCCUCUUUUCUUUUCUAUCUUCCUAUUUCUCCCUCUAUCUUCGCUCCCUCCUUCUCUGCUCCUCCCUCCUUCCCUGCCUCCCUUCCCGUCUGCUUUUUCUCAUCCUCCCUCCCCGCCUCUCUGCUCCUCUCUCCUCCACCCUUGUUGCCCCCUCCUUAUUCUGUUCCUCUCCUCUCUUCCUUUGUGCAACCCAAAUGUUUUGUAUGUGGUUAUCAA